Lampris incognitus (smalleye Pacific opah) is the source of this 2638-nucleotide messenger RNA. It is a transcript of the gene zdhhc8b, whose product is annotated as zinc finger DHHC-type palmitoyltransferase 8b. Lineage: Eukaryota; Metazoa; Chordata; Actinopteri; Lampriformes; Lampridae. The coding region runs from base 13 to 2331 and encodes 772 amino acids. Gene Ontology annotation, molecular function: palmitoyltransferase activity. The record is from RefSeq and is a predicted model, not a curated record. Gene Ontology annotation, biological process: protein palmitoylation. The transcript has 11 exons.
GGAAAUUACAGAAUGCCCAACAGCGCUGGAAAGAGAUUUAAACCCACCAAAUACAUCCCGGUGUCUACAGCUGCCACACUUCUUGUGGGAUCGACCACUUUAUUCUUCGUUUUUACGUGUCCCUGGUUGACCAAGGCUAUCUCCCCUGCUGUGCCUCUCUACAAUGGCCUGGUCUUCCUCUUUGUGUUGGCCAACUUCAGCAUGGCCACGUUUAUGGACCCUGGAGUCUACCCCCGAGCGGACGAAGAUGAAGACAAGGACGAUGAUUUCCGGGCUCCACUCUACAAGAACGUGGAGAUCAAAGGCAUCCAGGUCCGGAUGAAGUGGUGCGCCACCUGCCAUUUCUACCGGCCACCGCGCUGCUCCCACUGCAGUGUCUGUGACAACUGUGUCGAGGACUUCGACCACCACUGUCCCUGGGUCAACAACUGCAUCGGGAGGAGAAACUACCGCUACUUCUUCCUCUUCCUGCUGUCGCUGAGCGUCCAUAUGGUGGGAGUGUUCUCCUUCGGCUUGAUCUUUGUCCUUCACCACAGAGAGAGACUGGGUGCGCUACAUACAACCGUCACUCUGGUGGUGAUGUGUAUAGCAGGGCUCUUCUUCAUCCCAGUCAUGGGCCUCACAGGCUUCCACAUGGUUCUGGUUGCCAGAGGUCGCACCACCAAUGAACAGGUGACAGGCAAGUUUCGCGGAGGAGUAAAUCCCUUCACGCGAGGUUGCUGUGGCAACGUGGAGUACGUCUUAUGCAGUCCACUGGCUCCAAGGUACAUAUUGGACCCCAGGAAGAAGCCCCCGAUGAAAAUUCAACCCCCCUUCAUCAGACCCGACCUCUCAGACAGGCAAAUCACCAUCAAAGUCAGCGACAAUGGCAUCCACAGCACCAUCAUCAGCUCCAAGUCCAAGAGCAGUCUGAAUGUCCUGGAAGAGAAAGAGACCCAGCCUCCGCUUCCCCCCAAGGCUGACCGCUACAACCAGCUGAAAAAUCAGAUAACGUCUAGCGAAGAGAGCUCUCUGUCUGGUAAGACUCACCCUUCCACUCCGGCCAUGUACAAGUUUCGGCCGUCCUUUGGCACCAUGCCUAAAGUCCACUAUCAUGCUGCUGGAGAGAAGAUUGUGAUGCCAGAUGAGCGGAAGACGUCAGCUAUAUUGGAAGAAGGUGUCCGUGGUCAUGACUAUCGCUCUGAGCCCAACCUGGACCUGCCUGACUACAGCAAUACUCCCCUCCACCGCACCUUCCAGUCCUCGCCCCUCCAGCUGGACUCUUACCCCAUCAACUCCCGCUCGCUCAGCCUGAAGCAAGCUCAACGCCGGACCGACAAGGGCCAGCUCCCGGCUCUGCAGCCAGAGACAGUAACCUCCACCCCUUAUAAUAAGAGUGUCUUCUCUCCCAGUACACUGUCCAACCGUAAUGGCAGCCUGUCCUAUGACAGCCUGCUCAACCCCAGCAUCACCCCAGCCACCGCCACCGAGUGCAUGGCCCAUCCAGGUAUGCCCUCAAUGGGUUUCCAUUCGCCCUACCUGCCUACCAAAAUGUGCCACAUCCGGGGACCCGAACUGCAUAGGCAGCAGGUUCCCCCUACCUAUAGUCCGGUGAUAACUGCCAGGGGGAUGGGCAGUCAGUCGCCCCACCAGAGGGACAGGGAGCCAUCUCCAGUGCGCUAUGACAACCUCUCCCAGACCAUCAUGGCUUCCAUCCAAGAACGGAAGGAGAUGGAGGAAAGGGAAAAGCUGCAGAUGCUGCACGGGCGCUCCAAGACGCAGGCCUACACUCAUGACUCAGGCAUGUUUGACAGCCCAGGGGGAUACGGCCUGCCCCCCAACACCUCCUACCAAGAUGGGCCCCGGGGCCCCAGUUCCAGAGGCCCGACACCCCUUGCCUAUGGAGGCUCCAGGGACAACCUUGUGGGGGCUGGGCUGGUGGGGUACAGCCAGCGGGCCCCUGUGUUGCGUCAUGCUGGUUCUUCAAUGGGCCGUGCCCCCAGAACUUCCUCGAGCUCCCUGCACAUGGAGCACAGUAGCAGCAACAGCAGUCAGGGCAGGGCCCCUGGCCCCGAGACCUCCUAUCACUCCCCAGCUCACCAGCCUCACCACUCCCCUGCCAUGCCUCGAUCCCCCUCCUAUACCCACCAGAAACUCUCCUUUAUCAGCGCCCUGGAGCGGACUGACUCACCUCGCCUUGGGGGCCCAAGAGAGGCCAUGAUGCAGAGUAAAUUAAAUGGGCAAACGGACUGCCACCCCGGUGCCCAGGUCAGCCCUCAUAGCCCUAGUCGCCACAAUAACGUCAAAAAGGUCACGGGGGUAGGAGGCACCACCUAUGAGAUAUCCGUGUGAGCAGGGGGGCUGAGCACCAAACAGGUGCAGCAAACACCUUCGAUGGCACCGACUGCCGACCCGCUGCUACGAAGAGAUUCUCUUCCUGCGGUUAUUUUUGUAAAGCCUAGAUUUCAGCCAAUCAGGGGCACAUAGCACUUCCCGCUUUGAAGUUCUUGUCCAUCAGAGGACCUCUCUGCUCUUGUGGGUCUGUCCAGUCAGCUGCCUGUGUGCUCUCACACUAGACGGGCAGGAUGUUAAUCAGUACUGCUGAGGGCUGUAUUUGUAUGGUGUGUGUUUUUUUUUUUUUGUCGUUACAUUUUGUGGC